Molecule: messenger RNA, 2465 nt
Organism: Sesamum indicum (sesame)
Lineage: Eukaryota; Viridiplantae; Streptophyta; Magnoliopsida; Lamiales; Pedaliaceae
Product: putative protein phosphatase 2C 4
Biological process (GO): protein dephosphorylation
Molecular function (GO): protein serine/threonine phosphatase activity
Source: RefSeq, a predicted model, not a curated record
GACCUCUGCAGCCCACCAAAACCAUAUGCAUCGAAUAUUAAACAAAUCUUACAUUUUUAAUCAAACGUCUUCCAAAGUCAACUCUCUCUCUCCUCAUUUAUCUCCUCCUCCUCAUCUCUCUCUCUCUCUCUCAACUCAGGUUACCAACUCAUGAAUUUUCAACUCUUUCGACUCCGACCCUUUUGAUCUCUAUUUUGGCUCUUGAACGCAAAAGGGAACAGAUUGAGUCUCUUCUUUUGAGUUUCUGUAAAAGAUGGGGAAUGGAAUAGGAAAGAUGAGUCUAUGCUUCGCGGGAGACGCCGGGGAGAUUUCCCGGCGAAGGAACGACAUCGCAGUUUGUUUAUCGGAUCCUCUUGAUGAGGGAUUGGGCCACUCUUUCUGCUACAUACGACCCGACCCACUUCACAAGACUCAAUCGCUGGAAGAUUCUUUCGCCGCCCCACAAACGACGGCUUUUAGGACCAUCUCCGGCGCCUCCAUCUCCGCCAACACCUCCACGCCUCUCUCCACUGACCCUUUUGCUUACAAUAGCUCAGCUUUAAUCGACAAGGCUUCAGCUUUUGAAAGCUCCAAUUUUUUCUCCUCUAUUCCCCUCCAACCAAUUCCUAGGAACUCUAUCUCCACAGUUAAAUCCGGCCCGAUUUUAAGGAGUUCUGUCCCGGGAUCAGGACCAAUCGAGCGAGGGUUCUUGUCCGGUCCGAUUGAACGGAGCUUCAUAUCUGGGCCACUGGAGAAUCAGUUUGAUCAGUUGCAGAGGUACAGACCUAAAUCCAAGAAAUGGGCUUUGGUUAAAAAUUUGAAAAAAGUGAUGUCAAAAUCUUUCUGGGGUUUUUCUAAAGAGUUGAGGAUUAGUGAUAACGAGCAUAAUAACGUUGUUGUGAGUGGGAGUAACAGUGGAAACAGUAGUACUGUUACCAGUCAUAAUUUGAGUAGUGACAUGAGUUUAAUUUAUGAGAAUGAUGAUGUUGGGAAUGAAUCUUUUGGAAGUCAAAAUGUGCAGUGGGCACAGGGGAAAGCUGGUGAGGAUAGAGUGCAUAUUGUGAUAUCUGAGGAACAUGGAUGGAUUUUUGUUGGGAUUUAUGAUGGAUUUAACGGCCCUGAUGCUACUGAUUUUCUGUUGAAUAAUCUCUAUUCCAAUGUUUACAAGGAGCUUAAAGGGUUGUUGUGGUGUGAUAAGGGCGGUUCCUGCGAAAAUACGAUUGAUGCUUCUUUUAUCUCAAAGAGUUUGGAUAGUAAAGAAAGGGUAGAACUUGACAGGAAGUUGAGGGAGAAAUUGAGCAAUUUGGGACCUGAUGGGGUUGCAGGUAAUAAUACUAUGACCGUUAAUCAUUUGGGAGUUUUGAAAGCGUUGUCUGAAGCAUUGAGGAAGACUGAAGUAUCGUAUUUGGAGAUAACUGAUAUGAUGUUAAUGGAGAAUCCCGAGUUGGCCUUGAUGGGAUCUUGUGUUCUGGCGAUGGUGAUGAAAGGUGAUGAUGUUUAUCUGAUGAAUGUUGGGGAUAGUAGGGGUGUUUUAGCUCAAAAGGUUGAGAAUGAUGCUCAAAUUGAAAGGAUGAAGAAGGACUAUGAAGAAUCAUCACUCUAUGGUUAUGAAUAUGAGAACGUGCAUAAUUUGAGUUCUUGUCAGCUCACAAUGGAUCAUAGUACAUCAGUUAAGGAGGAACUAAGGAGGAUUAGGAAUGCUCAUCCAGAUGAUGCUUCUGCAGUUAUCAACGACAGAGUGAAAGGUUCUCUGAAGGUCACUCGGGCAUUUGGAGCUGGCUUUCUCAAACAGCCCAAAUGGAACAAUGCACUUCUUGAAAUGUUCAGAAUUGACUACAUUGGAACUGCACCCUACAUUACAUGCUCGCCGUCUCUUUGCCACCACAGACUUGACCCCAAGGACAAGUUCUUGAUCUUGUCUUCGGAUGGCCUCUACCAGUACUUCACCAAUCAAGAGGCCGUUUCAGAAGUUGAAACAUUCAUGUCAACAUUCCCUGAGGGAGAUCCAGCCCAACAUCUUGUUGAAGAAGUUCUAUUCCGUGCUGCCAAGAAAGCUGGUAUGGAUUUCCAUGAGUUGCUCGAUAUCCCUCAAGGUGAUCGACGAAGGUACCAUGACGAUGUCUCGAUCAUCAUUAUAUCUUUCGAAGGAAGGAUAUGGCGUUCAUCGGUGUAACUAGCAUUAGGAUUAGAGAUACAAGUAGGAAUACAGACAGAAAAUUUACAAGAAAGUUCCAAGGGUUUAUAUACUUAUAGCAUACCAAUAACUAGGUUAUAUCUUGAGAGUUUCGAUAUAGAGCUGUGUGUGUGGACCAGUUGGUGGGGAUUGUAAAUGCCCAUAAACCCCAAAGGUUUUCUUCCCCUUUUCUGGGAAUUUCAUAUGACUUGAGAAUUUUGUAUUUUGUGGCAUUCUCCUUCAAGAAGUGCCCUUCAGACACCGAUAAAUUCUUAAUAGACAGGCCGACUGGUCGAAUUCUUUUGUUCUUUUU